UUGCAUAUGCACCCCGAAAUGAUGCUAUAUAAAAUGGCAACCUUUCAUUUCAUUAUCUAACCUCACUUUUUCGAAAUAGUAAGCACAAAACCACUGAAAAGUACACGAAGUUACGAAGUCACUAUGUGCUGACGCUAUGGACGUCUCAUCAUUAAUCAAUUCAUUGUCUUUAAGCGACAAUACCUCAAACAUUUUCAACUUUGCAGCAACCAUCAACGAAGUCCACACAGAAUUUGUCAUCGGAACUUUCACCAACCAAAAUUUGAUUAUUGCCACCCAGUUCGGAAAACUAGCGGAUUUAUACUGCGUGGCAGUAGAUCACACAGAAAACGGAAUUUGUUUAGUGGAACCAAUCUAUUCAGUGCAUCAACUAUUUGGUAAAGACAAUAUCUACGGAGAGGCGGCAGCUCGAUUUCUCACAAAGGAGCUGAACAUCAAGAAGCAGUUGUUGGUGUUUUUAAGUCUGAAGAGCUACGAACGGGACACAGUAAUUGGUAUUGCUAGAGCUAUUAAAAACUACUCAUGCGAUAAAGAUGUUGGCCCCAAAAAGAACUAAGGUUGCUGAAAAUUAUUUUGGCCAAGUGGUUAUUGGACCACCGGGGUCAGGCAAGACCACUUAUUGUGGAAAAGUCUAUGAUUUCUACAAAGAUAAGUUAAACAGGAAAGUUGAAGUGGUUAAUUUAGAUCCGGCUAAUGAAAAUAUGAAUUAUAAACCUGCAAUAGAUAUAAUGAAGUUGGUUACUGUUGAAGACGUGAUGGAUACUUUAAAAUUAGGACCCAAUGGAGCAUUGAUGUACUGCAUGGAGUACUUGGAGGAAAACUUCGACUGGCUUUUAAAUAAACUAGUACAGAUCAAAAAUAGUUACUUAAUAUUUGAUAUGCCUGGUCAAGUUGAACUCUACACACAUCACGGUUCUAUCAAAAAAAUAUUUGAGAAGUUGGAAAAAUUGGGGUAUCAUUUGUGCGCUGUUCACAUGGUGGAUUCACAUUAUUGUUCAGAUCCUGCCAAGUUUAUUUCUACUUUACUUUUAAGCCUUUCUACAAUGAUGCAAAUCGCGCUACCUCACGUGAACGUUUUAACCAAAGCUGACCUACUUAAGAAAAACGCUGAUAAGCUGGACUUCAAUAUUGACUUUUAUACCGACGUUUUAAAUUUGGAUUACUUACUAGAGCUGCUGGAUGAUGGUCCUUUCACUAAUAAAUACAAGAAACUCAAUGCUUCUUUGGUUGAAUUAGUUCAAGAUUACAGUUUGGUUUCCUUUGUUUUGUUGAAUGUGAAUUCAGAAAAAAGUUUACUUAAUUUGAAGAGCGCUAUUGACAAAGCUAAUGGAUAUAUUUAUGGAAGCGGCGAAGAACGAAGUAUUCAGGCACUACUUUCCUGCGCCGUAGGUUCCAGAACUGAGUCUGAAAGAUAUGAUACUGAUUUUUUCUAACCUUCAGGAUAUUUUUUCAAUAAAAAUGAAUGUAUGAAAAAA
This is a messenger RNA of Zophobas morio, 1475 nucleotides long. RefSeq names its product GPN-loop GTPase 2-like. The record is from RefSeq and is a predicted model, not a curated record. Gene Ontology annotation, molecular function: GTPase activity. The transcript is spliced from 3 exons. Bases 534 to 1433 code for a protein of 299 amino acids. Lineage: Eukaryota; Metazoa; Arthropoda; Insecta; Coleoptera; Tenebrionidae. Gene Ontology annotation, cellular component: cytoplasm.